Molecule: messenger RNA, 1080 nt
Organism: Symbiodinium natans
Lineage: Eukaryota; Dinophyceae; Suessiales; Symbiodiniaceae
Source: the annotation of a GenBank genome assembly
AUGUUUGAAGCGGAAGUGGCGGAGCAAGGCCCUUCAGGCAAUGUUGCGUGGUAUCUCAGCAAAGCUCUUGACAGAGGCCUCAGCUGCGUCGUGUCGCCAUUGCCGCGCUUCGAGUUGAACGCCGUGGAUGCCACCGAAGGCACCGCGCUACACUUUGCCUGUAGCCGAGAGCUGGGCAAUGCCGCUUUAGCCUUGCUGGCUUGUGGAGACUUUGAUCUCUCAGUCCCAAAAGUUCGAGAGAGGGAUGGCAGCACCGCCCUUCACCUGGCAGCUGCUAGCGGCUUGGAGGCUGUGGUACAGGCGCUCGUCAAUCGUGCAGACUUCGCAGAGUUUAUGGGUACCAUGGACAAGGAUGGCUUCACUGCAAUCCACGGAGCUGCUUUCCGAGGUCACUUGGGCUGUGUCCAGGCACUUCUUCGAUCUCCCUUGAUGUCGGAGGACAUUGUUGCAGCCUCUGGAAACUUCGACGUACCACGGCCGGAGCCAGGGCACUGGGCACGUCAAGCCGCCGAGCUGUACGACAUGAACACUGCGCUGCAUAUGGCUGCUGCAACUGGACGAGCAGAGAUUUGCCAGCUUCUGCUCAUUCACGGGCCCUCGGCCGCCAACAAGGUGAACCGUAUGGGUGCCACAGCUCUUCACAUGGCCGCCAAAGGUGGCUUUUUGUCAACGGUGGAAGCGCUUUUGACGUCCAGCUUCAGUGCCGUAAAUGCUCGAGACGCACGUGGUUUCACAGCCUUGCAUUGGGCGGCCCAACAGGUCAAUUCCGACAUUUGCAUCGCAAUCUUGGGCUGCGAGGACUUCGUCCAGGUGGAAUCCAAGGAUCUCCGAGGACGCACUGCUGCGAAUAUCGCAGAGGACAGGUCGACAAGUUGCUGUUCUGCCCAGAUCGGUACCAAAAACUCUGCUUUGGCUAAAGACCUGAAGACGGUGUGCUGCGUUGCCUGGCGAUAUGUUGCGAUGGUCGAAGCCGAAGAAAAGGGGCAAGCAGCUGCCGCCGAGAUGUACACAGUCGGUGAUCACAGCGUGAUGCCAAGCUUCGACAGACACAUUAACAAGAUGAAGCGAUCUAAACGGUGA